This is a messenger RNA of Ochotona curzoniae (black-lipped pika), 498 nucleotides long. It is a transcript of the gene HES5, whose product is annotated as hes family bHLH transcription factor 5. NCBI's taxonomy places the organism in Eukaryota, Metazoa, Chordata, Mammalia, Lagomorpha, Ochotonidae. Gene Ontology annotation, biological process: anterior/posterior pattern specification; regulation of transcription by RNA polymerase II; regulation of neurogenesis. The record is from RefSeq and is a predicted model, not a curated record. The transcript is spliced from 3 exons. Bases 1 to 498 code for a protein of 165 amino acids. Gene Ontology annotation, molecular function: DNA-binding transcription factor activity, RNA polymerase II-specific; protein dimerization activity; RNA polymerase II cis-regulatory region sequence-specific DNA binding. Gene Ontology annotation, cellular component: nucleus.
AUGGCCCCCAGCACCGUGGCCGUGGAGCUGCUGAGUCCCAAGGAGAAGAACCGACUGCGGAAGCCGGUGGUGGAGAAGAUGCGCCGGGACCGCAUCAACAGCAGCAUCGAGCAGCUGAAGCUGCUGCUGGAGCAGGAGUUCGCGCGGCACCAGCCUAACUCGAAGCUGGAGAAAGCCGACAUCCUGGAGAUGGCUGUCAGCUACCUGAAGCAUAGCAAAGCCUUCGCCGCCGCCGCCGGCCCCAAGAGCCUGCACCAGGACUACAGCGAGGGCUACUCGUGGUGCCUGCAGGAGGCCGUGCAGUUCCUGACCCUGCACUCCGCCAGCGACACGCACCUCAAGCUGCUGUACCACUUCCAGCGGCCCGCCGCCGCGCCCGCCACCCCCGCCGCCCCCGCCGCCGAGUCCAAGGCGCCGAGCGCCGCGUCCCCGGCCGCGCUACCCUCGGCCAAGGCCGCCGCGCGCCAGCCCCCCGGCGGCCUCUGGCGGCCCUGGUGA